AUGAAAUCUUCUUCAUCUUCUGAAGAAUUUCAGACUAUUUUUGAUGUUGUUGUUGCGUGUGCUCAAAUGGCAAAACAAACAUACGAUGCUUUAUGCAAUAACGCAGCUGCUAGUUCUCAACGGAGAACACAAAGAUAUAUUUUCAGAAAUUGUGAAGAAGCCAACCAACGUUUGGUGCAAGACUAUUUUGAACAGAAUGUCACUUAUCAAGGGUAUUAUUUUCGUAGGCGCUUCAGAAUGUUCAAAGGUUUAUACGAACGUAUAGUUGAAGAUGUAACGAGGGAGUGCAGUUUUUUUCAACAACGGUACGAUGCUAGAGGUACACCCGGUUUCACUCCCUUACAAAAAUGCACGGCUACACUUCGACAGUUAGCAUAUGACAUUCCGCCUGAUGCGUUAGACGAAAGUUUUAGGAUGUCUGCUAAGAUAGCACGAGACAGUCUCCACUUUUUCUGCAAAACUGUGAUUCAGUUUUAUGGUCCAAAAUAUUUACUUAAACCUACAUGUAAUGACAUCUUGCAAUUGCAAGCUUAUCAUGCUAGUCUGCAUGCGUUUCCUGGAAUGCUAGGAAGCUUAGAUUGGCAUGGGAAAAUUGCCCUACGUCAUAUCAUGGGCAAUUUACCCGAAGUGAUAUUGUCACCCAACGGUCAUACUUGA
This is a messenger RNA of Lactuca sativa (garden lettuce), 657 nucleotides long. Lineage: Eukaryota; Viridiplantae; Streptophyta; Magnoliopsida; Asterales; Asteraceae. The record is from RefSeq and is a predicted model, not a curated record.